ACGGUACGGUGCAUGGUUCCUUCCAAAUCCGAUUGACUUUGACCAGCUGCCGAUGUUGACGCCUCCUACGAAUGGCUGCCCCCACCGGCCCACGUGUGCCCGGCCGCAGAGCAACUGGGUCGCUACAAAAUGCACCAGCCCCGCCGCCCCGCUCUGAUGCAUCUAUCGCCGAUCACAUCCCAGUCAUCCGUCACAAGCUAGAUGCCGCGCUCUGACCGUAUGACCAGGCUUGUCCCCCUGCAGCUGCUCGUGGUGGUCGUCGGAGCAGCAGCCAUCACCGUCGCAACGGCAUCGGCGGCGCACGUCGACUCCUUCAGCUACCCGACCUUCGACGCCACCACGACGCAGGACCUCGUGGCGGCAACAAACACCUCCAUCCUGACGUCGGCCUCCCUCCUCUUCGGCCACGACGCCGACUUCAACUUCAACCGCACCGAGGGCUUCAUCCUGCUCUCGCGCACCGUCGACGUCUGGCGCGCCGGCCCCGGCGGCGGGCCGGCGCGCGAGGCCUCCUUCAACACCAGCUUCGCGCUGAGCGGCGCCGCGCCCGUCGCGUACGUCGUACUCCGCGACAGCUACCCGCCGCUGCACGGCACGGGCGGCCUCCGCGGCUUCGCCAACUACAGCGCGUCGGACGCCGAGGAUGGCGCCACCCCCCGCAACGCCUCCAGCGGACUCGCGUCCGUCGAGGUAGGCCCCGUGCGGUCGUACGGCCCGGACGACCCGGCCGUUGGCCUCAACGUCACCGUCACUCCCACCGGCGGCACGGCGCCUGGUGGUGGUGGUGGCGGUGGCGGCGCGCGCGCCGUGUGGAUCGAGUACGACGCCGCCAAGCACAGGCUGUCCGUGUACGUCGCCGCCGCGGGGGAGCCGAGGCCGGCCGCCGCUCUCCUCGACGCGCGCCUCGGGCUCGCUGGACGUCGCACCACCGAGACAGCCAUGGUCGGCUUCUUCGCUAGCGCCAUCCAAGACGUUCUCGUCGGCGUACGUGACUGGAACCUGACGGUGGACAGGCUCGACACUUCUGAGGGUGGCGGGAGGAAGGAGGGUGCCGCGUGCUGGGUCUUCGUACUGCUGGCGGUGCUUGGGUCCGUGGCAGCCACGGCCUGAAUGCCAUCAUCGUCGUGGCGGUGUUCUCUACUCCAGUCAAGAAAGGCGGGGUCGGCAGCACAUGGGGCACGGCCUCUCAUUUACUGCCACCUAUACAGCUAGCCGCCAUCGUCGUCGUGGCGGUGUGCUGUGCUCUACUUUGUUCAGGAAAGGCGGUGUCGUCGGCAGCGCAUGGAGGAUACAGGAUAUAUGUAACCAGUAAUAUCUCAUUUAAUUUGUUGCCACGUAUGUACACGCUUAUUAACAACCCUGAUUUAAUAGAACUUACUACGAAGGAUGGGUUGUUUAUAAGUCAUUCAACUUUCAUGUUGAUUUAAGCAUACGAAGUUUGACUAAAAAUAAUAAUAUUUAUGAUAACGAAU
This is a messenger RNA of Zea mays, 1472 nucleotides long. RefSeq lists its product as uncharacterized. The coding region runs from base 202 to 1110 and encodes 302 amino acids. NCBI's taxonomy places the organism in Eukaryota, Viridiplantae, Streptophyta, Magnoliopsida, Poales, Poaceae. The record is from RefSeq and is marked validated. Gene Ontology annotation, molecular function: carbohydrate binding. The transcript has a single exon.